AUGUCCACAAGAGAUGGAAACGUGCCAUCUCACAGUCAAGCAGUCCAAGCCGAGAAAGAUGAGCAAUUUGUCGGAGAGAACGCCGAGGCGGACGAGGACACGCCGUGGUUCUUAGAGGAGGAGGCGCCGCGACACCUGCCAAGCCAGCACAAACCAACCCUACCGAAAAUACCUGAAAAUGCACCCGAGAUGCUGGAGCCGUUGAUCAAAUACGUAUACGAGGAUAUGGGUCUUGACGAUCUCUCGCUACUCGAUCUACGGGACAUUGAUCCCCCUACUAGUCUGGGUCCGAAUCUCGUCAUGCUCUUCGGAACGGCACGCAGCGAACGACACUUGCACAUCUCCUCUGGCCGCUUUGUUCGAUGGAUCCGAAGAAACUACAAUGUCAGCGCAAGGGCUGAGGGGCUGAUUGGUGCCGGAGAACUCAAGACCAAGCUGCGAAGGCUGCGCAAAAAGGCGAAGCUACUGGGGCAAAACACCCUCCUCACACCCGGCGCUGAUCUUGGCAUCUCGACCGGCUGGGUCUGCGUGAACACGCGGACGGCAGCGGACACUGUGACGGACGAGUCUGCCAACUUUGAUGCGACCGGUUUGAUAUCUGGCUUUGGGGCUUCCGAGCACGGCACAACCAUUGUCGUCCAGUGCAUGACCGAGUCGCGCAGACAGGAGCUGGAUCUCGAGAGCCUAUGGAAAGGCAUUUUCAAGAGGAAUUUGAAGGAACAAGCAAAGAUCAGAGGCGAGAAGCCUUCGGACGAAGAGCUGGAUGGGCUGGUCGCAACAAAACUGCAGCUACACCAAGCCACGGGCGCGUCUCAGUGGAACGCAAUGGAGAAGGCAUCGCAACAGCAUCGGUACUACUCGACAUCGGCACGUCGUCUGGCGCCGUCAUCCCAAGUCGACGCUGCAAGUGUCACCGCUACAAGCGCGAGCCGACCCACGGACCUGGACCAAGUCGCGUCUCUGCAGCAAGAGUUCCUCGACAUCCAGCUCGCCGGCGCUCCGAUGGAUGAAGCCCGUCUCGAGCAGCUCGUGUCUUCGAUCUUGCGCGCCCCGCUCAGCGGCGGUCUGACUGUGGAGGACCGUCUCGCCCUCGUCGACCAGAUGCUGCACACGGGCGACGAGCGUGGACUGAAGAUUCACACCAGACAAAUGUUGGUCACCAUCGUUGAAGCGCUCGUGACGUCCCCUGCUUACGGUCCCGAACUAGGCCGCGCCCAAGUCAACUUUGAGAUGCUCCUCCGCGAGCUGGACACGCCGCCCACUGAGGAGGAAGUGGCCCGGCUCAUGAAUGCCUACGCCUCACACGGAGACUGGGAACGCUUCUGGGAGAUAUUCAAGACGACGUCGAGAUUUCAGCUGCCGAGGUCCGCUCGGCUGUACGAACUCGCCUUCCGAACGAUUGCGGCGACCCACGACGUCAAGCUGUGCCAGGAGACACUCCGGUGGCUCUACUACGAGCUGAUCGUGGAGCAGCCUUCCAUAAGGCCUGACGGCGCCCUCGGCAAAGCCAUCACGUCCUGCGUCAACGUGGCCGACAAGCACGCCAUGCGCCUGCACAAAAACCCGCCCAACUUUGAGGCCAUGCCUCCCGUCGAGGUUCGCCGUAUUCAGCACAAUGAAUACGUCAAAAUCUUGGCGAGCAUGGAAGCACUUUGCCGCGAUGGCCCCGCCAGCAGCACAGCGUGA
Molecule: messenger RNA, 1686 nt
Organism: Emericellopsis cladophorae
Lineage: Eukaryota; Fungi; Ascomycota; Sordariomycetes; Hypocreales; Bionectriaceae
Product: ATPase synthesis protein-like protein
Exons: 1
Coding region: 1-1686 (561 amino acids)
Biological process (GO): mRNA stabilization; mitochondrial gene expression; mitochondrial proton-transporting ATP synthase complex assembly
Cellular component (GO): mitochondrion
Source: RefSeq, a predicted model, not a curated record